AUGAUACUUGGAUAUCUGGUUAUUUCAUUGAUUAUACUAUCCAUCUUGUCUGCUCUGUUGUUCUGGGUCAGAAUAGCUGGACUGGGCAUACUGAUAUUUAUUGUAUAUAGGCUUUAUAAGACCUAUAUUAAAGGCGGCGAGAACAUAGAGUCAUCUCCUCUUGAAUUUGUUAUUGUGGCAGCCAUCACAAUUAUAUUUGUAAUACUGUUCAGGUGGGUGGAGGAGCUUAUUAUAGAUCUUAUCAUUUGUUUUUUGGGAUCCUCGGUCAUUCUUGGAUUCUCCCACGGAUAUUUUGGAUUUCCAGGGGACUAUGAUGCAUUUUACAGUUCAUUUUUUGAAAAGGGAAAGACCAUGGAGACGGUGAGAAACAUUAACUUUCUAUACGUCACCAUACUGACGGUUGCUUGUACAUUUGCGCAAAGAAGUGUUUAUAUAAAAUAA
This is a messenger RNA of Vittaforma corneae ATCC 50505, 441 nucleotides long. RefSeq lists its product as uncharacterized. The transcript has a single exon. The coding region runs from base 1 to 441 and encodes 146 amino acids. NCBI's taxonomy places the organism in Eukaryota, Fungi, Microsporidia, Nosematidae. The record is from RefSeq and is a predicted model, not a curated record.